AUGUGUGCAUAUAAAAUCAAUCCUGAAAGCAGUGCCUUUGUCCCCAAGCUCUGUCCCAAUGGAGCCAUUGUCCUGCGGGGCAGCUGGCACCCUGACUCCAGCUCCCAGCCCAAGGCGGCCGGGCAGCUCCCAGCAGCCGGCCCGGGGCCAGGGCAGCCGCUGCAGGGGCCGGGGAGAAGCGAAGUUUCUGCGUCAAACCUCAGCCAUGGAGAAAAAAGACCCGCUGGUACGGUUAUAUCUUUAUUUGCUUUUGCCUUUGGAGUAAAUGUCUGCAUGGGAUUUACAACGAAUCGCUUUAGGAGAUCUGAAGAAUGGGAUGAGGGCCCAAUCUCAGUCCUGUCAGAUUCCCCCUGGAUCAGUACCUCUGGCUCCUGCAAAAACAGAUGCUUUGAACUUCAAGAGGCAGAGCCUCCUGGCUGCCGCUGUGACAACCUGUGCAAGAGCUACAACAGCUGCUGCUUCGACUUUGAUGAGCUGUGCUUAAAGACAGCUCGAGGCUGGGAAUGUACCAAAGACCGCUGUGGAGAAACCAGGAAUGAUGACAAUGCUUGUCACUGCUCUGAAGACUGCUUAAGUAGAGGAGACUGUUGCACUAAUUACCAAGUCGUUUGCAAAGGAGAAACCCACUGGGUGGAUGAUGACUGUGAAGAGAUAAAAACUCCUGAAUGUCCAGCAGGCUUUGUUCGUCCUCCUUUGAUCAUCUUCUCUGUUGAUGGUUUCCGUGCAUCAUAUAUGAAGAAAGGGAACAAGGUCAUGCCCAAUAUUGAAAAACUGAGAUCAUGUGGAACGCAUUCUCCUUACAUGAGGCCGGUCUACCCUACAAAAACCUUCCCCAACUUGUACACUCUCGCUACUGGACUCUAUCCUGAAUCACAUGGAAUCGUUGGCAAUUCAAUGUAUGACCCAGUGUUUGAUGCCAGCUUCAGUCUUCGAGGGCGAGAGAAAUUCAAUCACAGAUGGUGGGGAGGUCAACCAAUUUGGAUUACUGCAGCCAAGCAAGGGGUGAAAGCUGGCACAUUCUUCUGGUCUGUUGUCAUUCCCCAUGAGCGCAGAAUACUAACAAUACUGCAAUGGCUGACCCUUCCGGAUAACGAAAGGCCUUAUGUUUACGCUUUCUACUCCGAGCAACCAGAUGCUGCUGGCCACAGAUAUGGACCUUUCAACUCAGAGGAGAGUAGUUAUGGCUCCCCUCUUACUCCGCCUAAGAGACCUAAGAGAAAGCUUCCUCCUAAGAGGAGACAGGAAAGACCAGUUGCAGCUCCAAAGCAAAGAAGAAGAAAAGUACGUAGAGUGGAUCAAUAUGCUGCGGAAGCUCGUCGGAAGAAAAUGAUGGUAAAUCCCCUGAGAGAGAUUGACAAGACAGUAGGACAACUGAUGGAUGGACUGAAACAGCUGAAACUACAUCGAUGUGUCAACGUCAUAUUUGUUGGUGAUCAUGGGAUGGAAGACACUACUUGUGAAAGAACUGAAUUUUUGAGCAACUAUCUGACCAAUGUGGAAGAUAUCAUACUGCUGCCUGGAUCUUUAGGGAGAAUUCGCCCUAGGUCUAGCAAUAACCUAAAAUAUGACCCUAAAGUGAUUGUUGCCAACCUUACAUGCAGGAAGCCAGACCAGCACUUUAAGCCAUACUUGAAACAUCACCUUCCUAAACGCUUGCAUUAUGCUUACAACAGACGAAUUGAAGAUGUCCAUUUAUUGGUCGAUCGCAAGUGGCAUGUAGCAAGGAAAGCUGUGGAUGUUUACAAGAAACCAACAGGAAAGUGUUUCUUCCAUGGAGACCAUGGCUAUGACAACAAGAUAAACAGCAUGCAGACUGUCUUCAUAGGUUAUGGACCUACAUUCAAAUACAAGACCAAAGUACCUCCCUUUGAAAACAUUGAACUUUACAAUGUCAUGUGUGAUCUGCUUGGAUUAAAGCCUGCUCCCAAUAAUGGGACCCAUGGAAGUUUGAAUCACCUGCUAAGAGCCAAUGUUUAUAAACCAACUGUGCCAGAUGAAGUUGCUAAGCCACUUUAUCCUGUAGCUCUGCCUUCUGCAUCAGAUUUUGAUAUAGGAUGUACAUGUGAUGAUAAGAAGAACAAGUUGGAUGAACUCAACAAGCGCUUUCAUGUCAAGGGAACAGAAGAGAAGCAUCUUCUGUACGGGCGCCCCGCAGUGCUGUACCGCACAAAGUACAAUAUCUUGCACCACCAUGACUUUGAAAGUGGCUACAGUGAAACAUUCCUGAUGCCUCUCUGGACAUCCUACACUAUUUCCAAACAGGCAGAGGUAUCCGGUGUGCCAGAGCACCUGGCCAGCUGUGUCAGGCCCGAUCUCCGCAUAUCUCCAGGAAACAGCCAGAGCUGCUCAGCCUACAGAGGUGACAGGCAGCUCUCCUACGGCUUCCUCUUCCCUCCUCAACUAAGUUCCUCUGCAGAAGCAAAGUAUGAUGCUUUUCUAAUAACAAAUAUCAUUCCAAUGUAUCCUGCUUUCAAAAAGGUAUGGAACUAUUUCCAAAGGGUUUUAGUGAAGAGAUAUGCCACUGAACGAAAUGGAGUCAAUGUUAUAAGUGGACCAAUCUUUGACUAUGACUACGAUGGUUUACAUGACACACCUGAAAAGAUCAAACAGUUUGUGGAAGGCAGUGCCAUCCCUGUUCCUACUCAUUACUAUGCCAUCAUAACCAGCUGUUUAGAUUUCACUCAGCCAGCCGACAAGUGUGAUGGACCACUCUCUGUUCUCUCGUACAUCCUUCCCCACCGGCCUGACAACGAUGAGAGCUGCAAUAGCCUGGAAGAUGAAUCAAAGUGGGUUGAAGAUCUUCUUAAGAUGCACACUGCACGGGUGCGGGACAUCGAGCAGCUCACAAGCUUGGACUUCUUCCGAAAGACCAGUCGCAGCUACACAGAAAUCCUCUCCCUAAAGACAUACCUGCAUACAUUUGAAAGUGAAAUUUAGCUUUCUAACCUUGCUCAGUGCAUUCUUUUAUCAACUGGUGUAUAUUUUUAUAUUGUUUUUAUAUUUAUUAAUUUGAAACCAGGACAUUAAAAAUAUUAGUAUUUUAAUCUUGUAUCAAAUCUUAAAUAUUAAACCCUUGUGUCACUUGUUUUGUUUCUCUAACGUUUAAUGUAGGUAUGCCUCUUGGUUUAUUUAGUAGCGCUUGUAAUACUGCAGCUUAAGUCCUUACACCAAGAGUUUAUCUGGUGCUGCAGAAUUUGAUACGUGAAUCAAGGAAAUACUAAAUUCCCAUGCUCCUUUACCACACUUUUAGUCCUGUACUGUGUAUCAAAAUACUGAACAUGUAAAAUUACAUUCAUUUACUGUUGACUAUGUGACAGACAUAUUUAAACCCUAUAGACAAAUAGCAUCUUAAAUAUAAUAAACCACACAUUCAGUUUUUUUAA
Molecule: messenger RNA, 3383 nt
Organism: Centrocercus urophasianus (Greater sage-grouse)
Lineage: Eukaryota; Metazoa; Chordata; Aves; Galliformes; Phasianidae
Gene: ENPP2
Product: ectonucleotide pyrophosphatase/phosphodiesterase 2
Exons: 26
Coding region: 1-2937 (978 amino acids)
Biological process (GO): phosphatidylcholine catabolic process; immune response
Molecular function (GO): scavenger receptor activity; alkylglycerophosphoethanolamine phosphodiesterase activity; nucleic acid binding
Source: RefSeq, a predicted model, not a curated record